This is a messenger RNA of Phacochoerus africanus (Common warthog), 1470 nucleotides long. It is a transcript of the gene ETFBKMT, whose product is annotated as electron transfer flavoprotein subunit beta lysine methyltransferase. Lineage: Eukaryota; Metazoa; Chordata; Mammalia; Artiodactyla; Suidae. The record is from RefSeq and is a predicted model, not a curated record. The transcript has 4 exons. Gene Ontology annotation, molecular function: protein-lysine N-methyltransferase activity. Bases 132 to 932 code for a protein of 266 amino acids. Gene Ontology annotation, cellular component: mitochondrial matrix. Gene Ontology annotation, biological process: peptidyl-lysine trimethylation.
GGCGCCGGCUUGGCUGAGGAAGCUGGACCCCGCUUGCAGUCAUAAAGAAGGUGCAAAAAGACGGGCAGGGGAGAGUGACGGACGUGCCCAGUGCUUAGCUUCCUGAGGCGGUGUUAGCACAGCCGGGACUGAUGGCUUUGUGCCCAGGCUGGAGAGCAUUUGCAUUGUUUCCCUUUAACCGCUGUGGUGUCCUUCGGAAAGCUGUGAGAAGCACUGGUCUUCCCUUGUUUCUCUGGGGCCACUGCCCCUGGAGAGGAACUGGAAGCUUCAUGGACCCCGAGAUGAAAGCCUUCCUGGAGGAGCACACUGAAGUCACCAGAAGUGGCAGCCUCACCCCUGAAAUCCAGUUGCGGCUUUUGACUCCCAGAUGCAAGUUCUGGUGGGAGAGAGCAGACUUGUGGCCCCACAGCGAUCCUUACUGGGCAAUCUACUGGCCUGGAGGCCAGGCCUUGUCUAGGUAUCUUUUGGAUAAUCCUGACGUUGUCAGAGGAAGAUCUGUGUUAGAUAUUGGGAGUGGAUGUGGGGCUACAGCUAUUGCUGCUAAGAUGAGUGGAGCUUUGAGGAUCUUGGCCAACGACAUAGACCCUAUUGCAGGAAUGGCUAUUACACUAAAUUGUGAAUUGAACCGACUGAAUCCUUUUCCUGUUUUAACCAAAAACAUUUUGGAUUUGGCACAAGAUAAGUGGGACCUUGUUUUGCUUGGAGAUAUGUUUUAUGAUGAAGACCUUGCAGACAGUCUUCAUCAGUGGCUGAAGAAUUGCUUUCAUGCCCACAGAACUCGAGUACUGAUUGGUGAUCCUGGACGACCCCAGUUCAGUGGACACAGCAUUCAGCAUCAGCUGCUCAAAGUGGCAGAAUACUCACUUCCAGAGCCUACUAGGCAGGAAAACAAUGGACUGACAACAAGCACAGUGUGGGAUUUUCAGCCUUGAGUUGUUGAAGUACUUCCAUAUGGACAGAGCCAUGUUUGAGUUUAACCCUAAAAAGACUCCAGUUCAAAACAGACAAUUUGUGUUAAAUGGCAGAUCUCAGUGCCAAAAUUUGAAGGUUUACGUUUUGUCAGCCUUUGUCAUAUAACUUGUUCUGCAUUAAGCCAAAUAGAGAAAUCUCUGUCAUUUUUUUUUCUAGUUUUUCUGCUACAGGAAUAUAAUUAUUGAAGGCAGUACUCAAUAGGUAACCACAUGUAAUUUAAGCAGCAGAGAGGAAUUAGAUAUUUUAGCAGAGUCUAUUUCUAUGGUUGAGGACAGCUACAGUGUAUCUUUGAAUUAAACAAAACACAAAAUACAGAAGAAUACUAUAUUAAAAAAAUUAUCUGUAAAGAUCAGAGAUGCAGUUAGUAUGGUACAGAGUACAUGGGCUUUGGAGUGAGGCCACUCUUAGUGGAUCUCUAGUUGGGAUUUGGGGCUAGUUAAGCUCUCAGAGCUUUAAUUUCUUCACCUAUGAAACAGUAAUAAAAUUUAAUAAACUGUA